AUGGCGAGAAAAAACAAUAACCGUAAUUUCAAAAACAAUAACCGUAAUUUCAGAAACAAUAAUCAGAAUUUCAGAAACAACAAUAAUAAAGUUGGAUUUAAUAAUCGAGCUGGUUUUAAUAACGGAGCUGGUUUUAAUAAUAAUAAUAAUGAAGCUGGUUUUAAUAACGGAGCCGGAUUAAGAAACGAUAAUAACGUUACAACCCUUUAUGAUUCUAACGAGAUGAUUAAAACCAAACCACCAUCAUCAGCGUCUAAAAUUAACGAUAAACGUGAUAAAUACGAAAAGACAAACCUUUAUGAUUCUAACAAGAUGAUUAAAACCAAAUCACCAUCAUCAACGUCUAAAAUUAACGACAAGCGUGAUAGAAACGAAAAGGCAAACUUUUACGAGUCUAACGAGAGGAUUAACGAUAAACGUGAUAAAUAUGAAAAGACAAAUUUUUACGAGUCUAACAAGAGGAUUAAAACCAAAUCACCCUCAUCAACGUUUAACAAUAACGGUAAACGUGAUAGAGACGAAAAGACUGCCCUUUAUGAGUCUAACAAGAGGAUUAAAACCAAAUCACCACCACCAACGUCUAACAAUUAUGAUAAACGUGAUAGAGACGAAAAGACUGACCUUUAUGAGUCUAACGAGAGGGUUAAAACCAAAUCACCACCAUCAACGUCUAAAAUCAACGAUAAACGUGAUAAAUAUGAAAAGACAAACUUUUAUGAGUCUAACAAGAGAAUUAAAACUAAAUCAACGUUUAACAAUAACGUCGAUGAAUUGGAGAAUUUAUAA
Messenger RNA from Entrophospora sp. SA101, 786 nucleotides. The record is from the annotation of a GenBank genome assembly. NCBI's taxonomy places the organism in Eukaryota, Fungi, Glomeromycota, Glomeromycetes, Entrophosporales, Entrophosporaceae.